Acytostelium subglobosum LB1 is the source of this 690-nucleotide messenger RNA. RefSeq lists its product as hypothetical. Gene Ontology annotation, molecular function: ribonuclease III activity. Bases 1 to 690 code for a protein of 229 amino acids. The transcript is spliced from 2 exons. Gene Ontology annotation, biological process: RNA processing. NCBI's taxonomy places the organism in Eukaryota, Evosea, Eumycetozoa, Acytosteliales, Acytosteliaceae. The record is from RefSeq and is a predicted model, not a curated record.
AUGUCAUUAAGGAGGUUUUUGCAUGAAGACGAUGGGUAUGGAGUACAUGGUCGUGUUCGUCAUCAUGCCCAAGCCCAGGUCCAUCAACAACAACAAGAACAAGAGUGGGAGGCUAUCCCAUUGGAAUGGCAGACAACCAAUGAUGAGAAGUUCCAACAACAACAUUACCAGCAACUUGAACACGCCAAUGAGAUGCUCCGCUGUCUCAAGAAGGAUCGCCAACUCAACAACAUCCUGCGUCCAGUAUCAAACAAGUAUCCCUUCGAGAAUGAUGAGUGGAUGGGAGACCGUGCUCUAGAGUACCACCUCGGCAAGAAGUUGCACAAGUUGAAAGACUCUUCCCCUGGUAGAUCAACGGAUAGAGUGAAGCGUGGAGUGUCGAAUGAGACAUUGGCGUUGUUCUACGACCUCAUUGGCCUGGAGAUCGUCAUCGAGGAGAAGCUCGCAUCGUUCCACUAUAAGAGAAGAGCCGACGCGUUCGAGGUGCUCAUCUUUGAGCUCGACAACAACAAGAACCAUCAAGUGGCCAAAGCACUGCUGAUGCUACUCAUCACGCUUCUCUACGUGUAUGCACUGGGCACCCAGUACAAGCAAGAUGACAAGGACCUCGAGUACCAGAUCAACGUGGCUUUGACCUACAUUCGCCAUCCAGACGUAGAGUCUGACGAUGAGUACCAAUGCGCUGAAUGA